AUGGAAGUGCCACGUGUGCUUAACGUCCUUAAUCUGGAAGCAUCUGGAUUCUCUCACCGCGAACUACUUCAUAUUUCAUGUAAAUGUAAGCCUCACCUCAUUGCGUCACCGUCACGGAACCGUUUAGCCUCCACGCGGGUCAUCUUCGUGGCCUCGCUCUGUUUCCUUGCAAGCUUGGAAUUGGAAGCCAAAGCCGUCGACCCCUACAAGGUUGUUCUUGGGGUUGAUAAAAAUGCAAGUCAGCGGGAAAUUCAGAAGGCUUUCCACAAGCUCUCUCUCCAGUAUCACCCUGACAAGAACAAAUCCAAGAGUGCACAAGAGAAGUUUGCUCAGAUUAACAAUGCAUAUGACAUUUUAUCCGAUGAAGAGAAGAGAAAGAAUUAUGACAUGUAUGGAGAUGAAAAAGGCAAUCCUGGAUUUCAAGGUGGUCAUCCUGGAGGUCAGGGUGGAUAUACUUAUUUUACAGGGGGUGGUCCUGGGCAAAGCCAUUUUAACUUUAAACCAGGGGAGGACUGGCAGGGUAUGGGUGGGCAAGGAGGAUCUAAGUCUUUCUCCUUUUCCUUUGGUGGCUCGGGUGCUUCAAAUCCUUUUGGAUUUGGCUUGGAUGAUAUAUUUGGCAGUGUUUUUGGUGGUGGUGGGAAACAGUUUGGUGGUUUUGGCAGUUCAUUUAAUACUGAAUCUGCGUCCACAAGUUCUCCCAAAAGUCUUAGAGCUAUAAAUUCACAUAUCUACAAGAAAGAGAUAGAUAAUGGAGGGAUGACUUGGCUUCUGUUAUCCUAUAUACCUUCACUCUCAUCGAAGCAUAUCCAACACUUUGAAUCCACUAUAGCGGAGGUUGCCAGUUCAUUGCAGGGAGCUUUGAAGGUUGGAAGCAUUAACUGUGAUAAGGAAGUCUCAUUCUGUAAAGAGCUUGGCAUAUAUCCACGCAAAGCUCCAAGGCUUUUUGUUUUUUCUUACAAGGAUAAUGAAAUAGGUUCUUUUGUGGAGUACAGUGGAUACUUGGCUGCUAAGAAUUUGAAGGCUUUCUGUCAAGAACACUUGCCAAGGUUUUCAAAGCGAAUUGACUUGAAUCGUCUUGAUCAAUUCAGCACUACCGGAAAGUUGCCUAGGGUGCUGCUUCUCUCCACCAAGAAGGACACUCCAGUCAUCUGGCGUGUUCUUAGUGGCCUGUAUCACAAACGCAUUACUCUCAGUGAUGCAGAGGUGCACGAUGUUUCUGAUCCAAGAGUAAAAAAUCUAGGAGUUGAUGCACUUCCAGCCAUUGUAGGUUGGCUACCUAAUGGAGAAAAACGUGUUCUGAAAACUGGGAUUUCUGUUAAAGAUUUAAAAUCUGCAGUUCUUGAUCUGAGUAACAUACUUGAUAAUUUUGAAGAAAUUAGUAAAAAGGAAGCAUCAGGUCAGGCAAAGAAGUCACAAACUAAUCAAGACGAGGGACGCAUACCAUUACUUUCCCAAUCAAACUUUGAGGCUCUCUGUGGUGAGAAAGCUCCUGUCUGCAUAAUUGGUGCAUUCAGAUCUUCUAAUGCCAGAGAAAAGCUAGAAUCAAUCCUCUCUUUGGUCUCUCAAAAAUCUUUGUCAAGACGACCAAAUGAUGGAAGCAGCAGCUGUAGGGACUCCAUUUCUUAUGCUCUCCUAGAUGCGUCAAAGCAACAGUCAUUUCUAAAAGCAUUUGACAAAAAGGGUUAUAAAUCAUCAAAUAAGUUGUUGAUUGCUUAUAAACCUCGUAGAGGAAAGUACAGUUUAUUUAUGGGUGAAAUGACAAUAGAGGAAGUAGAGAAUUUUAUUGCCUCGGUUCUCAGUGGAGAUAUAGCCUUCAGGGAAACACGUGGGAAGCCGGCACUAGAGCAUUAG
Sphenostylis stenocarpa is the source of this 1851-nucleotide messenger RNA. The record is from the annotation of a GenBank genome assembly. Lineage: Eukaryota; Viridiplantae; Streptophyta; Magnoliopsida; Fabales; Fabaceae.